AUGUUUGAUUAGUAUCUGAUUGAUAAAUUAUUACGCUGUUCUAUUUGUUGUUAAUAAUUUAGAUAGCCAGUUACUUUAACAUGUGGACAUACGUAUUGUUUUGAUUGUAUGUAUAAAUCAUUAUGUACAACGCCACGAUGUCCAUUAUGCAGGUUUUUAAAUUAUUGUACAAAUUAGAUCUUACAUUUAAACAUCUCCUAAUAUAUUAAAAGUAAACAUUAUUAUUCAUACAAUAAUAAGAAGUUAAAAUAGAUGUCCAGAAUAAGAAGAAUUAAAAUAAUAAAUAAUUGAUUCAGCCAAUCAUAUUCUUCUUAAAACUAAAGGAGAUCUAUUUCCUUAUUCAUUUUUGAAACUCUAAAUUCUCAAAAUUCCUGAUAGCAAUCUAACUUGUGAUGAUUAUUUUGAUUGUUUUAACAAUGCAGAAGUUUUUGUUUAAAAUGAACUUUAGAAAGCCUAAUUUAAGGCAAGAAUAGAUAGGGUUUCAAUUAUGAAUAAUAAUAUUUUCAUAUAUGCAUUUAUAUAAGAAAAAGUGUUAAGUUUAAAUACAACUCUUUAAGGAUUUAUUAUUGAUAGCACUGAUUAAUUUGGAAAUAAAGAGAAAAAGGAAAUAAUCCUUCCUGUAUGUUAAGGUAAAAUAGAAGUUUAAAAUGAAUUGAUAUCUGAGGAUGAUUUAAUUGAGAUGAAUGAAAUAAGACAUAGAAUUAAAAUUACAAUAGAAAAGAUAUUUAAUAAACAUUAUAAUUUGGAUUCUAUAGAAUAAGAAGUUUAUUAAAAAUUACACCAAUGUUGGUAUAAAUUCCUUAUAAUUUAAGGUUAUUUGAGUAUUUAUAAGAAUCUGAUCCAGAUAAUUUAAUGAAAUUGUCUUAUUGUUUACCAUCUAUGUUAUAGAUUAAAAAUCAUUAAAAACAUCAAAUAAUAUCUGAACCUGUUUUAAAAAGGCUAAAAUUGGCAGAAUAAAGUCUAAAUAAAUUAGCUCCAUUUAGACAUGGCGGUAUGAUAUUUGAAGUACCAAAUGAUCAUCCAAAGCCUCCAUUUACUUAAUUAAUAGUAGUCAUCAUUUUUAUUAUUCUUUAUUUUAUAUUUAUUAAUUGA
Paramecium sonneborni is the source of this 1092-nucleotide messenger RNA. Lineage: Eukaryota; Ciliophora; Oligohymenophorea; Peniculida; Parameciidae. The record is from the annotation of a GenBank genome assembly.